This is a messenger RNA of Phaedon cochleariae (mustard beetle), 568 nucleotides long. The record is from the annotation of a GenBank genome assembly. Lineage: Eukaryota; Metazoa; Arthropoda; Insecta; Coleoptera; Chrysomelidae.
GGAAAAUUGAGAAGAAAACUGACAAAAGUCACAAAAGUAAUUUUUUGUUUUGUUUGAUUGUUUGUUCGUUAUGGCGGCAAUUCAUAUCAUACAAAGUAGCCUUAGUAAUAAAUCCAGCGAUAAAAACAGCAAAAUCCAAAGCAUCCCUUGUAAAAUACUAGCAGAUUGUGAUGCAAACGUUAAACAAUAUUUUGAUGAUUGUACAACUGCUAAGGAAGAUGGGAGUCUGACUGCUUCUUUCAGAGGGUAUCCUCUUGAAGGCCAAAAAGUUAAUUUACCGGAAGGAUACAAAGUAAUUGUUUUGAAUGAGAAUGUCAAGCCUGAGACAGAGAGUGAUGAAAGAAAAUUUUAUGUAGUCAACCAGUUUUCAGACAUCUUUUCCUGGAAUUGGGAUAGGAAGCCCAGCAAAAACGAUGCCAUAAUUCAAGCAUUGCAAUGGAUAGAUGUGGCUGAAGCUGUGAGUAGAAGUUGUAAUGCUUGGUUCAGCAACAUCAGCAAGUUUUUCUGUUUUAGCUACACAGUACUGUUGAAACUGUUGAGGGAGAUAAAAUUGAGAAUGGAAAAAUGA